AUGGUCAUAGAGAGAGAUGCACGAGAAAUUGACGUGCCUAGCCACUUGUUGAGUUUUGCCAAGAUCGCUCCCCAACCAGAACCAGCUGUGGCCUGCCUGGGCAUCUACCGAAGGUGCUCCUGGGAGGACGUGAGAGCCGAGAGGAGAGACGCAGGAGGGUGGGUCCCGAUGGCCGACGUCCUGGACACUGGAGCGACGGGCGCCGGAACAGCCGGGGCGGCCACCGCCGCCGCCACAGCCGGUAACGUGGACUGGCAGAAGAGAUGCAUCACCCUGGAGAUGCAGCUGCUCAGGUUCCGGCUCCAGGCGGGGAAGAUUCGUGAGCUGCUCGCUGAAAAGAUGCAAGAGUUGGAGCAAAGAGUGACCGAAGCUGACCUGCGAGCAGAGACUGCAGAGAAACAGGUGCGCUUGAUGGAAGAGAAAUUGAAAUCGGCGAAUGUGCAGCCCAACGAAUCAGAGAACUCCCUAUGCCUGAGGCUUCAGGAACUCACCAAUCAGGUGCAAGAGAGGGAUGGAGUGAUCAAGCAGCUGGAGGCACAGCUGGAGAAGCAGAAUUUGCUUCGAGCCCAGGAGGCAAAGAUCAUCGAAGAAAAAGCCUCCAAAAUCAAAGACUGGGUGACUUUUAAGUUACGAGAAAUGGAGAUGGAGAACCAGCAGCUGAAGCUGGCCAACCUCAAGCAGGCCGAACAGAUCCUCAACCUCCAGGACAAAAUGCAAGUGCUGCAGGAGGGCCCCUACUCCCCCACGUCCCCCUUGUCACCCUUAUCACCUAGUUUUGAUGCCCACCUGGUGCCCUCCAGCCCACUCUACCCGCCCAGCUGCCCUGGCACACCGCCUGCUCUGGAGGACGGCUGGAGGCACGCCCCCUCAGCAGGCUCCGCUGAAGCAAAGAAGAAAGCCCUGGAGACGAUAGACAGCUCGUCCUCUGUCGACAAGAUGGCCGCGUCCAAGAUGGCGGAGGGUGCCACUCAGGGCCGAGGCCGAGGGGUCGUGGCGGGAGGCCUCAGUGUCCCUUCGGUCACCACCGCCAUGGGGGACCGGGACCACUCAUCAGACGAGCUCAACAGCAAGUUCCGCCUGCACCGCCUCCGAUCGUCCUCCUCCACCUCUUCCUCCUCGUCCUCCUCCUCCUCCUCGGCCUAUGAAAAUCCGCAGGCCUCCCUGCUGCUGCUUCCGCCUGCGGACGCCCCGGCGGUCGCCUCCGCCCUGGCCGGCGGCGGCGGCCCUCGCUCGCCCCUGGCGCCCUGCUUCUCGCUGCCCGCGGGCACCAGCAUGACCCUGCCCAAGGUGCGCACGCCGCUGAGCCCGCGCGACAGCAUCCAGCUGCUGAAGAAGCACCAGAGCCAGCCGCAGCCCGGCCUCGAGCGCUUCCACCACAUCAACGUCAGCAUCGACCUCGGCUGCGCCGGCCUGCCGCUGCUGGCCCGGAGCCUGUCCCAGGGGGGGCCCACGGCCGCGCUGGCCGCGCCGCAGGUGGAGGAGACGGACAUCGACGACGGCAUGGAGGGGGUGGAGGAGGGCGCCCAGGCCCAGGGCCAGGCCGACGGCGAUCAGCCCUGCGCCGGAGGAAUGCUGUCGAUGGGGCUGGUGAAGGAAUGCCUGGAUCCUGACGCGGUGAAGCCCCCAACGCCACCGUUACAUCGCUUCCCUGCUUGGGAGAGCCGUAUCUAUGCUGUGGCCAAGUCUGGUAUGAGGGUGUCUGAAGCCAGUCCUGGUGCCAAGGGCGCAGUGUCCAGCCUGUCCCAGUACCCCUCCGCUGGUCCAUUCACUCACCUCAUGUGUAAGAACAUUAGUGUUCCUGUCUUCACCACUCUUAAAGGGAAAGCCACACAGAUCAGCACUUCUCCUCUGGUGGAGGACGAUUCGGGCUCCGAGGAUGACACCAGCUCUCUGGGCUCCUUGCGGAGCUCCGUGCUGGGGCCCGACCGCAAGGGCAGCACUCCCAGCAGUCCCCGGGCCCUCAAGAGAGGGGUGUCGGUGUCGUCCAUCAGCUCAGAGAGUGACUAUGCCAUCCCCCCGGACGCUUGUUCUCUGGACAGCAACUACCUGGAGCCUGAACACAAAGUGCAGCGCACCUCCUCUUACUCCUGUGAAAGCACUGGACCGGAGAUGCUGGAGAAGUCGGGUUACCUGCUGAAGAUGGGCAGUCAGGUGAAGGCCUGGAAACGCCGCUGGUUCACCCUGCGGAAUGGAGAGAUCCUCUACUACAAAUCACCGAGUGAUGUCAUUCGGAAGCCCCAGGGACUCGUCGAGCUGAACGCCUCAUGUCGGAUUGCCCGCGGAGAGGGGGGGCAGACGUUCCAGCUCAUCACGGAGAAGAAGACCUUCUACCUGACAGCUGACUCCCCCAACAUUCUGGAGGAGUGGAUCCGGGUGCUGCAGAAUGUGCUCAAAGUCCAGGCCACCACUCCGGUUUCCAUGGAGACCGCCGUCAAGCCGACUGUACGAGGCUGGCUGACAAAGGUCAAACAUGGCCACUCUAAGCUGGUGUGGUGUGCUCUCAUUGGGAAGGUCUUCCAUUACUACCGCAACCAGGAUGAUAAGUUUCCUCUAGGUCAGCUGCGCAUGCGUGAAGCGAGGGUUGAGGAGGUGGACAGGUCGUGUGACUCGGACGAGGACUAUGAGGUCGGGGGACGUGGUUUCCUGUCGUCCCACUGCACACUGGUGGUCUACCCCAAAGACCAGAGCCCCACGUACAUGCUGAUAGGAACCAAGCAGGAGAAGGACACCUGGCUGUACCACCUGACCGUGGCGGCGGGCAGCAGUGCCAGUCUGAAGGUUGGCACAGAGUACGAGAGGCUGAUUGGCAAACUCCUGGACAUGGAUGGGGACCCUGACUCGGAGCUGUGGAAGCAUCCGGUGUUGUGCUUCAGCAAAGACGGCCUGCGCUCCCCUCUCACCACGCUGCCCUCGGAAGCCCUGCAGACGGAAGCGCUCAAACUCUUUAAGUCUUGUCAACUGUUCAUUAAUGUGUUGGUCGAGUCGCCCUCCAUCGACUACCACACGUCACUGGCCCAGAACGCACUGAAGGUGUGCCUGACUCACCCCGAGCUGCAGAACGAGAUGUAUUGCCAGCUGAUCAAGCAGACCAACUGUCGCACUCCCAACAACUACUCCCUCACACAGUGUUGGCAGCUGCUGUCGGUGUGUGUGGCCCUCUUCCUGCCACAGCAACACGUCCUCUGGUACCUGAAACAGCAUCUUCAUCGCCAUGCCGACCCCAGGACUGAGGUGGGGAAGUAUUCUGUGUAUUGCCAGCGGUCAGUGGAGAGGACUCAACAGAAUGGGGAGCGUGAGGCCAAACCGUCCCGCAUGGAGAUCCUGUCUAUCCUGCUGAGAAACCCCUACCACCACUCUCUGCCCUUCAGCAUCCCAGUGCACUUCCUCAACAGCACCUACCAGGUCGUGGGCUUUGAUGGCUCCACCACGGUGGAGGAGUUUGUGCGGAUGCUGAACCAGAGAGCAGGGAUGAGAAGCACUCAGCUGUCUGGCUUCGCCCUCUUCACCGACGACCCCUCAGGCUCUGAGCUGGAGCACUGCUUACAGCCCCACGCAAAGAUCUGUGACAUAAUUUCAAAAUGGGAGCAGGCGUUGAAAGAACUGAACCUUGGGAAAUAUGAGGGAACGCGCAUUGUCCGUCUUACGUACAAGAGCAGACUGUGCUUCCGGGCCCAGGCCAAGGGGGAAGUGGAGCGAGAGCGCCUCCUGCUGGCCUACCAGGUGAAUGAGGAGGUGCAGCAGGGCCACUUCCCCGUCAACAAGGAGCUUGCUCUGGAGGUGGCUGCCCUCAUGGCACAGGUAGAGUAUGGUGAUGUGGCCUCCUCCUCCUCCUCCAGCUCCAGCGGGUCGGUCCAGCCCAAGGGCCAGCAGCUGGUGUCUCAGGCGCUGGAGCGCUUCUACCCCAAACGCUACAAACAGGACCUCAGUCUGGAGCAGCUCAGGGAGCUGUGUGACAGACUGUCCAGCAAGUGGACCCUGCUGAGGGGAUGCAGCGCGGCAGAGUGCGUCAGGAUCUAUCUGACCGUGGCUCGGAAAUGGCCUCUGUUUGGAGCCAAGCUCUUCAGCGCUAAGCCAGUGCUUCCCUCAUCAAUAGACCAGUCACAAGUCUGGCUGGCUGUCAACGAAGAUGGCUUGAGUGUUUUGGACUACACAAUGCACCUGCAGGUUACACACCCCUAUCAGUCCAUCAUCACGUUCGGAGGUUUCCGUGACGACUUCAUGGUGGUGGUGAGCCAGACCAAGGACCAGGCGCAGGGGAAGAAGACUGUGGACAAGUUCAUCUUUGCCAUGAGUAAACCUAAGAUCCUGGAGCUGACCCUGCUGAUGGCCAGUUAUAUCAACUACUGGAGCUCGGCUCCCCCCUCCACGUCCAGCUCCACCCCCGGAGGGUCCCUGGGGCCUCGUUCAGACAGGAAGCUGUGGAACAUUGACAGCCGCCACUUCCCUGCCAUGACCUACAACACCAAAGGCCCCACGCUGCUGUGAGAAAACCGAGCGAAGCAGCGCCACCACGGCCAGAGAGAGAGAAAGAGAGAGAAAGUAAUGCAAACUACAGGGUACAGGUUUAGCAGUUUAUUAAUGUGCAAACCGUCUCUUUUUGAAGAAAACGCUUGAAUUGUGACGUUCAUAGAAUCAGAACUGUCUUAAUGGAUUUUGUGUGUGUAUGCGAAAGCGUGGGGGUGGAUAUAUCGACGCUGAAGGAAUUCCUGUAAAAGUCCUCCAAAACUCUGUGAGAUAAGUACAGCCAAAAAGACACUACAGCACACUCCAAAGAUAUAGUUCAACACCAGCAAUCGCCUUCAUGUCAAGGUCAGCUGAACCAAGGAUGAUAAAACCACAAAGCAGGGUAAAAUGUUUUUUAAAAGAUACAAAAGGGCCUUGUAUAAAGAUAAUCAGAUACCAAAAAUACAAUAGCGCACUUGGAUCAGGACAUCCUUUUCAGCAAUUCUGUACAGGCUGUAAAUCAAAGAUUUCAUCAACAUUUCUCCCAUUUAGUUUUAGUGGUUAAGCCUGAUGUGGGCUUACCAUAUGCUGUUCAGAUCCAACUCCUUAUUCCAACUCCAACUCUUCUAACCAAUGUUGGGGCGUUGCAUACUAAUUAUUAAGUCAUAAAGCAGUCACUUAUCACAUUUUUAAGACAAGGAUUUUUUUAUUUGAUCAGUUAUUUUUGUGUUUCAUUAUAUUAUUAUGCAUUAUUCCCCAGUCCACGGUCCCACUGUCUGGUAAUUACAGUAAGUGACCAUCUCACACAGAUCUAUUCAUUUAUUUGAACAAUAUCUUGUUAACAAUAUCAUUAAAAUACAACAGGUAAUGCAACGGGUAGAUCCCUUGCUACACAUUUCUUUACGUAAAAUGUUCCAUAUCUCUGCAUGCAAGUAUGGAAAGAAACAAGAAUGCUGGAUUUGUCCAAUAAUGACCUUGAGAACAUAAACGGGCACAUUGUUGACUAUUCAGUACAAAAUGUGUGAGAGAUGGCUGAUAAUGCCAUUGUCAUCAAACAAGUGGUGAUUAUUCACAGACUCAUCUAGGCACGGCUAUGUAGUCAUUGGCUUAUGUGUAGCACAUGAAUUCACAUUAAUACUGUCAUAAAGAGACCAUUUCUGAGAAUCACACAACACAUUUUUCUUGUAAACACACUUUGCCAUAAACACUGGCAUCCAUCUAAAGUCUAUCAGAAACACUGUGAGCUGCCUUUGUAGACGGUACUAGAAGAGUAAUUCAACUUUGUGUAGAGGAACCUGGGACAUGGGAAUAGAGGUGUGUGUGUGUACGUUGUUUUGUUGUUCAACAUGGCCUUUUGUAGGAGGUAAAUAUUGAUUUUCUUUUUUUGAGGGUGGUGGAGUCAGAUCUUCUUUGGACCACUUUGUGUUGUCUUGAACAAGGUCCACACAACGUGGAACUAUGUUGUUGUACAUUUCUGUUUAUACAUACUACACUCAAAUAGUAAAGAGUGAAGGUAUGGAGAACUUAAAACCUAGAAGCAGAUGUUUCUCUCAGCUUCCCACUAAUGGCUUGAGAAGUGUAGGAAAACCAGUAUCUGUUUAUAACUGUUGAAAAAAAAAUGUGUUAUUCAGUACAUCUAGGGACCUACUACAAUUUGCCACUGUAAACAUAGUCAAACCAAGCUAAAUACUACUGGUCAGACCAGGAAAUGUUGUCCAAGAUAAAAAAAAAAAAAAAAACUUUAAAGGCAGCCUCAGGUCACCUUUCUAGACAGAAUGUGCUGUUUUCAAACGACUGCAGACUUGUGACCGCUUUGUGCACUUUGUUUGAUCACAAAAGGGUGAUUUUUUAUUAUUAUUUCUACAUCUCAGAUCUUGCAUCAGUCUGACAGGCUGGAUACUGACUGACGUGUUCAUUCACUGAGCAAUUCUGACUUCAAAGAGCUAUAACAUAUACGGUGCAAAAACAGGAAUUACAAGCCUGCAUUGCGGCUGAGCGAUAGGCAGAACACCAGAUAAGUUAGUGUAUGUGAAUCUAUAAGCAGUGCUGUAAUUGCUUCAGAGCAUUUAAAACAUGCUUCAUCUGAGCCAGUCUAAAGGGAAAAAAACACAUUUUGAAUAAUUAUCGAUAGACAACUGGGGGAAAAUCAUUUUUUUUUGUCAAAACAGGAACUUGCGAAUGGCACCGUAAUUAGAUUCUGUGAUGACUGGGAGCUUGGGAGACCAAACCAAUCCACUUCAGAGAAUCAGUGUGUAAGUGCUAGUUUCCUGUCUCUCAUAAACUAUACAUCACAAGGCUGCAGGAACAUAGAUUCACCAAAACACUGCCAUGAAAACGGUACCAGUGACUUGAAUUAUAUCUGGAUCAAACCACUGUCUUUGUCAUUUGUUAUUGAGCUAUUUAUUUGUAUGCCUGUUGUUGUCUUAGUUGAGUUCUGAUGUGUUAGGCCAAAUCAUUACGUAGAAAUAUUUGUUUAAAAAGGGAUGAUUAGGAUAUGGGUUGUUUUGAAUGAGUAUAUAUUGCUCUAAAUUUGAUAGCAAAUGUAAUACAUUUUUACAAUAUUAGAUGCUAUGACACAAACUGUGUAAAGGUAGUGUGUGUGGUGGUGUUGAUAAUAAACGGUUCAGUUCUAA
Sardina pilchardus (European sardine) is the source of this 7076-nucleotide messenger RNA. RefSeq names its product pleckstrin homology domain containing, family H (with MyTH4 domain) member 1 (gene plekhh1). The record is from RefSeq and is a predicted model, not a curated record. Gene Ontology annotation, cellular component: cytoskeleton. Bases 1 to 4485 code for a protein of 1494 amino acids. NCBI's taxonomy places the organism in Eukaryota, Metazoa, Chordata, Actinopteri, Clupeiformes, Clupeidae. The transcript has 30 exons.